AUGGCUGGAGAAGUUAUCGACCGACCGAACCCUCCGCCUUUGCCCAGCCAAUUCCCGGCUUCAACAGAAGAUUUGGCCGUAAAGCCGACAAAAGCACCAUUAAACAGCCAUGACUUGUGCUCACUGAGAGAGUUCCAACGGGCGGCGUGCUAUAUCGCCAGUGCUAUGAUAUUCCUCAAAGACAAUGUUCUUCUAGAACGUGACCUUCGGCUGGAAGAUGUGAAGCCGAGGCUCUUAGGGCAUUGGGGAACGUGUCCCGGGCUCGUGCUCAUCUGGUCACAUUUGAACCUUCUCAUUCGCGAUAGUUCCGUGGACAUGCUAUUCGUUAUUGGACCCGGCCAUGGGGCCCCUGCUGCAUUGGCUUGCCUGUGGCUUGAAGGCUCACUAGGACGAUUCUAUCCAGACAAAUACCCAACCAAUGGGGAAGGACUGCAUAAUCUAAUUACAAAGUUCUCUACUCCUGGAGGGUUUCCGAGUCAUAUUAAUCCGGAAACUCCAGGUUGUAUCCACGAGGGUGGUGAGCUAGGAUAUGCACUGUCGGUAUCAUUUGGCGCUGUGAUGGAUAAUCCAGACCUAAUCGUUACCUGUGUUGUUGGUGAUGGUGAGGCCGAGACUGGCCCUACAGCAGCAGCAUGGCAUUCCAUCAAAUACCUGGACCCAGCAGAAUCUGGGGCAGUUAUCCCUAUUCUUCACGUUAACGGAUUUAAAAUUAGUGAACGGACCAUAUUUGGGUGCAUGGACAACAAAGAGCUGAUCCUGUUAUUUUCAGGUUACGGCUAUCAGGUGUGUAUUGUGGAAGACCUGGAUCUUAUAGAUGUCGAAUUACACACAGCGUUGUUCUGGGCCUUGUCAGAAGUCAAGAAAAUCCAGGAAGCUGCGAGAAGAGGCAGUCCUAUUACGAAACCUCGUUGGCCGAUGAUUAUCCUCCGGACUCCCAAAGGAUGGACAGGACCUCGAACAGUUGACAAUGAGAUUAUUGAAGGCUCAUUUCGGGCACAUCAGGUCCCGGUGGCCAAGGCCAACGAGAGCGAGAAUCACCUUCAGAUCUUGCAGGAUUGGUUGAAGAGUUACGAGGUGCAUCAGUUGCUGGCAGAUGGGAAACCUUCGAAAGAUGUCCUGGAUAUUCUGCCACCAGAAGAAGAGAAGAGACUUGGUCAGCUUAAAGCUGUGUACGAUUGCUAUCGAGGCCUCGAUUUGCCGGAUUGGGAACCCCAUGCAGUCGAGGAAUUUGGCCAAGCUAGCAGCAUGCAACAAUCGGGCGAGUUUCUCGACAACGUGGCAAGGAAGAAUAUGAAGACGUUUCGCAUCUUCUCACCCGAUGAACUAGAAAGCAACAAACUCAGCGCCGUGUUGGAUCAUUCGGGACGAAACUUCCAAUGGGACCAAUAUUCUCGUGCCCAAGGCGGCCGUGUCAUUGAGAUAUUGUCUGAGCAUUGUUGUCAAGGGUUCCUUCAAGGGUAUACCUUGACGGGGAGAACUGCCAUUUUCCCAAGCUACGAGUCAUUCCUGGGAAUCAUCCACACCAUGAUGAUUCAAUAUGCCAAGUUCUCCAAGAUAAGCCGCAAGCUGUCAUGGAGAGGAGACCUAAGCUCCAUCAACUACAUUGAAACCAGUACAUGGGCGCGACAAGAACACAACGGCUUUUCACAUCAAAAUCCUUCCUUCAUCGGCGCAGUCUUGAACUUGAAGGCCGAAACAGCAAGAGUCUACUUACCCCCCGAUGCGAAUUGCUUCCUCAGCACCUUGCACCACUGCCUCAAGUCUAAAAACUAUGUGAACCUGAUGAUUGGGUCUAAACAGCCUACUCCAGUUUAUCUUUCCACCGAGGACGCAAUGCAGCACUGCAAGCGAGGCAUCUCAAUAUGGAAAUUCGCAAGCACGUAUGACGGCGAAGACCCAGACGUAGUUCUUGUUGGAAUUGGCGUCGAAGUGACAUUUGAGGUCAUCAAAGCUGCGGAACUUUUGGCUAAGCUGGUACCGGAGCUGCGUGUCAGAGUCAUCAACGUUACCGACCUUUUGGUCUUACCUCACGAAUCUCACCACCCACAUGCUCUCCAGCCAAAGGACUUUGAAGAACUAUUCACACUGGAUAAACCCGUGUGUUUCAACUACCAUAGCUACGCGACAGAAUUACAGGGGCUUCUCUUUGGGCGCCCAGCGUUGCAUCGCAUGACAGUUGAGGGCUACAAGGAGGAGGGCAGCACUACGACACCUUUUGACAUGAUGCUUGUGAACAACGUAAGCCGCUUCCAUGUGGCUUCAAGGGCAUUGAAUGCUUCAGCUAUACAUAACGACGCCGUUCAUGAAAAAUUAUCGGGCCUGUUGUCAAGCAUUAACGAAGAAAUGGCAAGAGUACAGGAGUAUAUUGGAGAAUUUGGAAAAGAUCCAGAUGAUAUUUACGAGCUGAAUAUCGCGAAGUCGGAGGCGUAA
Molecule: messenger RNA, 2430 nt
Organism: Trichoderma aggressivum f. europaeum
Lineage: Eukaryota; Fungi; Ascomycota; Sordariomycetes; Hypocreales; Hypocreaceae
Exons: 6
Coding region: 1-2430 (809 amino acids)
Biological process (GO): carbohydrate metabolic process
Molecular function (GO): aldehyde-lyase activity
Source: RefSeq, a predicted model, not a curated record